Messenger RNA from Planococcus citri (citrus mealybug), 5228 nucleotides. RefSeq names its product disheveled-associated activator of morphogenesis-like protein (gene DAAM). NCBI's taxonomy places the organism in Eukaryota, Metazoa, Arthropoda, Insecta, Hemiptera, Pseudococcidae. Gene Ontology annotation, biological process: positive regulation of actin filament polymerization; actin cytoskeleton organization. Bases 744 to 4046 code for a protein of 1100 amino acids. The record is from RefSeq and is a predicted model, not a curated record. The transcript is spliced from 22 exons. Gene Ontology annotation, molecular function: actin binding; small GTPase binding.
CUUCCAGUAUCGUCGAAGUCGAACAUGAGUUUUCUUUUUCUGCAAUAUUUUUCUUCCCUCGACUAAAGUUCAAAGUUCUCGAGAGAAAUCUAAAGAGAAUGUGCAUAUUCUGAUGUGUAAUCGUAUAAAUAUUUCCAUAUACACGGCUGCACUUUUGCACUUUUGGUAUUUGAAUGGGUUUCUUUCAAAUCAGGAAUACACUUCGAUAAUGAUGAUAAAGCUCCUACCGAGCAAUGCUACCUACAACGACUUGACUUUUCUCCGGUAGAUUUCAAUUCAAGUAGGUACGUCGUGAAUGUAUCAGACUAUCAAAAGUUCAUCGCAACUUUAGCAACAGUGCUUAAUUUGAAUUUGAACUUCGAUGUUUCUAUUUUGAUUCGACAGACAAUACCCCGAACCCGACGAAAACGUGAAUCAGCAUACGCCGGUAUUUAUCACGAUAGAGUAGCGCAUAGCCGCAAAUUAUUGAUUCGGGAAAUGCUUCGAAAGUAGAGUCAACUAACCCUGCGCGUACUUUUGAGUCAUGUUUUUGAAAAAAAAAGUAAUGAACUCGUCGUUUAACCGGAAUUACGUCGUAAAAUGAUUUUCGUGUCGGAUUUUUAUUCUACGCUUUAAUGAUCCUACAGUGCUACAAUCUUUAUUCAGAUCAACUGCCGAAGCCGAAUUGAAAUGCUUCGGUAACCAGUGCUCUUCCGGUUUGGCCAUCCAGUUUCUCGCAAAGAAUAUCGUCGCUGUUUUCAACAAUGCCGACGCAGUCGUUUGCCAGAAACGGAAGGAAAGGAUGGUGCGGUUGUUUCAAGGAAGAUGAGCCGCCGGAGAUAACGUAUUGUGUGGUGGAUAACGCGGGCACGUUAACUUUGCAAACCAUGACACCUACGCAGCCAAUGCCGCCCGAAGAAGAGUUGAAUACGGUGUUCGCUGAAUUUCUGGAAGAACUGGACCUUACGGCGCCUAAUAAAGCUGCUAUGAUGGAUUUACCGGCGGAGAAAAAAUGGCAGAUUUAUUGCAGCCGUAAAAAAGAUGUUGAAAAUGCUACAGAUUUGUCUCAGAACCCCGAACAGUAUGUGGAAAAAGUCAAAGCUAUGGUAACAAAUUUGAAACAAAAAGAUCACAACGGUACAAACGACAACGAACUGCUCAGCUACGCCAGAUUAUUGGAUUCAUUGAAGACAGCUUUACGAACGCAGCCGAACAGUUACGUUUUAAGAUUCAUGGAAAUGGACGGCUUGAUUUAUUUAUUAGACGCUCUUUCCGAAAUGGAUUACGACACAGCUCAAAGUUCCGUUCAUACGUCCUUAAUUGGCUGCGUGAAAGCUCUGAUGAAUAAUUCAACCGGCAGAGCUCACGUAUUAGCUCAUCCUACCGCUAUCAACACCAUAGCACAAAGUCUUCAGACUGAGAAUAUCAAAACCAAAGUUGCCGUUUUGGAAAUACUCGGCGCCUCUUGUCUAGUCCCCGGUGGCCAUAAGAAAGUUUUAGAAGCGAUGACUCAUUAUCAGAGUUUCUCCUGCGAACGGACUCGGUUUCAGGGAAUCGUCAACGAUCUAGACCGCAGUACUGGACUGUAUAAAGACGACGUCAGUUUGAAAACGGCCAUCAUGUCGUUUGUGAACGCUGUUCUGAGUUAUGGACCAGGUCAGGAAAAUCUCGAGUUCAGAUUGCAUCUCAGAUACGAAUUCAUCAUGUUGGGAAUUCAACCAGUCAUCAAUAAAUUACGCAAACACGAAAAUCAGACUUUAGAUAGGCAUUUAGAUUUCUUCGACAUGGUCCGAAACGAAGACGAAAAAGAACUAGCUAGAAAAUACAACGUGGAUCAAGUCGAUAUAAACAGUUCGACAGCGAUGUUCGAAUUAUUGCGAAAUAAACUAAGUCAUACACAAGCGUAUCCUCAUCUACUCUCGUUACUUCAUCAUUGCCUUUUACUACCGUUGGAUUACGGUAAUCACUCGCAGCAUUGGUUGUUAUUCGACAGAAUCGUACAGCAGAUUGUUCUACAGACGGAAAAUGGCACCGAUAACGACGUCACACCGAUUAGCAUUAACGUUAAAGAAAUUAUCCACCUACUCGCCAAAGAAGAAGAACUCGCCGAAGCUCGAGCUAAAGCCGAGUUACUGGAGAAAGAGAAUCUGGAUAUAGUUACUAAGUUGGCGAUGAAAGAGCAAGAACUCGAUCACAAGACGCAAGAAAAAGAAGACAUCGAAGCCAGUUUACAGCGUGUCAAAGAACGUCUGGAAAAAGAAACCGCCGCUCAUUUGGAAGCUCGUCAAAAGAUCUCAGAACUGGAAGACCGAACUAGCGAACUGGAACAUCGAGCUACAUACGAACAAGACGAAAGGAAACGUCUCGAAACCUUACUCAAUUCUGGUAGUUUACCCGAUGAUGCCAAGGUUGUUGGCUUGAGAAGCACAGAUUCUGGAUUAGAGAAGACCCAAUGUAACGGCGUAGCGCCGCCUCCGCCUCCUAUCUCGGCGCCUAAACAACCUCCUCCUCCACCUCCUCCGGCGCCAGGUAUACCAGCACCUCCUUGCGCUCCGAUGCCUCCUCCAUCGUUACCACAAGUCCGGACGGAAAUCAAGAACGUGCCGAAACCGUCGAAUCCGCUGAAAUCAUUCAACUGGUCCAAGUUACCCGAUGCGAAAGUCAACGGCACCGUUUGGACUGAGCUCGACGAUACCAAAUUGUACAAAGUCAUGGAGCUGGAGAAUAUCGAUAAGUUAUUCUGCGCGUACCAAAAAGCCGGAGCUAAUAACGAAGGCUCCGUAGAGGAUCUCAGACUAGUUGGUAAAAAUAGAACUAAAAUAUUAUCUGUGAUAGACGGCAGACGUGCUCAAAAUUGCACAAUUUUGUUAUCCAAAUUGAAAAUGUCCGACGAAGAAAUUUCCAAAGUCAUCCUGAGUAUGGACUGCAGAGAUCAGUUACCUUUAGACAUGGUCGAACAACUCCUCAAAUUUACCCCUACCCCUGAGGAAUCUGCUCUAUUAGAAGAACACAGCGAAGAAAUCGAUAGCUUAGCCAGAGCAGACAGAUUCUUAUACGAAAUUUCCAAGAUCCCUCAUUACGAACAGAGACUACGAAGUUUACAUUACAAGAAAAGAUUCAACGCCUGGGUAUCUGAAAUCGAACCUAGAGUCAAAGCUGUCAUGGAAGCGUCCAGGGAGGUGGCCAGGUCGCGUAAAUUGAAAAAAUUACUAGAAAUUGUAUUGGCCUUGGGUAACUAUAUGAAUCGAGGCGCCAGAGGAAAUGCUCUCGGCUUCAGGUUGGCAUCAUUGAAUAAAUUAGCAGAUACGAAAUCCAGUUCGUUUAAAGGCACCACGUUGCUGCAUUAUCUCGUCGAAGUUGCCGAUAAGAAGUUCAAAGACGUUCUUAAUCUUGAAGAAGAUAUCAGACAUGUGAGAAAUGCAUCCAAAGUCAGUAUCGCUGAACUUGAAAAAGACAUGCUACAGUUACGUAACAAUCUCAAAGAAGUAGAACGUGAAAUAGAGUUCCACAGAGUACAACCUUUGAUUCACGGUGACAGAUUUUUACCAGUCAUGAAAGAGUUUUUGACCACUGCCACGUGUCGAUUCUCAGAACUCGAAGAUUUGUUCCAAGAUAUGAAAACCAGGUUUGAUCGAGCUGUUCGUUUAUUCGGCGAAGAUAACUCGACCAUUCAACCAGACGACUUCUUCGGUAUUUUCGAUCUUUUCUUGACAUCUUUCAAUGAAGCCAAACACGAUUUGGAAAAUAUCAGGAAACGUAGAGAUGAAGAAGAGAAGCGAGCUAAACAAGAAGUUGAGAUGAAGAAACGCACCGUAGACCGUAAACACAGCAAAGACCUGAACGGCACUUUACUCCAUUCCGGGCAAAACCUACGCAACGGUGUCUCCAACGGUAAACUAGCAGCCGACAAGGGCGAAUUCGACGACCUAAUUUCAGCUCUUCGAACGGGCGAUGUUUUCGGCGAAGACAGCAUGGCCAAGAUCAAACGUAGCCGCAAAUCACGUCACUCUCCACCAAAAAUAAAUCGAGACGAUAGUCGCGAAAGGAUACUAAACAAUCGACCGUAAAUUUACAAACUUACCUAUACCUAUCCUUAAAAAAAAAGCUUUUAUUAUUUUGUUAUUUUUUUUUCUGUUUUUCUGUUUCCCCUCCCUAUCUUUCCUAUUAUAUCCCUGUUAUGUAUUAAUAUCCCUUUCUUCUUCCCCCCUUUCUUUUAAUUCUGAUUUUGUGUAAAUGUGUGUGUAUUUUGUUGUACGUGUGCUUGAUGCGUUUGUGUAGACUUUUGGCUCUCUCUCUCAGGUGUUUGUUGCGGUGCAGAAGCUGCAAAACGCAGCUUAUUGGUAUUGCUGAAAAGACGAAUGUUUAUUCAAACACGAAUCGCGUUUUUGUGAUAAAAAUGUAUAUAUUUUCAUGUUUAAAGUAUUACUUACGAUACUAUGUAUAUUAUUACGAUUAUGUAUUAUUAAUUUGUAAAUUACGAAUACAAAAGCAUUUAAAGCAUUUAAUGAAAAAAAGAUGAACUGAGUCUUAUGUAGUGUACUUCCUCGAGGAAGCGUGUAAAAUCAAAACAAAAAGACGAAAUCGAAUUUUAGAUAAAUUGGUUAUUUUUUCUUUAGCCAAGUCGCUAUUAAAAUUGUUGAAUUUUUUAAUUUUAUAUUCGUUUAGAGUAUUUUUUUACCUUUAUAUUAUUUUUACUCGUGUAUUUUUUCCACCUGAGGUAAUUGUAUUUUGGCCGGUUUUUUUUUCUUACAAGAGUAGUAAGAUAAUCGCUCAGUGCUUGGCCGUGUGUUUGAUUUUAAUGCUUACGAAGCUCUUAGCUCUUUAUAGUGUAUGCCUUCAGUGACCGUGGAAGUAAUGAAAGAUGUAUUACAUAUCACAAUAAGUUGACCAGAGCUUAGAGUUAGAAUGAAAGCUUUAGAUUAUUUCAUUUAUUUCACGCGUAUUAGAGCUAUACAUAUUUACAAAUUUGAUGAUAAAAAAAACGCCAAGUUAACGAUUUAAUAAUGAUUGUACUACUUUAUAAUAAUAAUGGAACUGAUUUGUAACUUUCAUAAUUUUUGUAUGAUUUUUUCGAGUAUUUAAAUGAUUAAGCAUAUUAUUAUUGCGUUGAGAUUGAAGUUUUUUUUUUUUCAUUGUAGAUUUUAGAGUUGUUUUAUGUUUUGAUUUUUAUUUAUUUUUUCUAAGUAAUCGUGUAGUUACAAAUUACCAAUAAUUUUCGAGAGAAAAUUCAAAUAAAAGUUUACUCAUUA